Manis pentadactyla (Chinese pangolin) is the source of this 2960-nucleotide messenger RNA. It is a transcript of the gene JPT2, whose product is annotated as Jupiter microtubule associated homolog 2. The coding region runs from base 111 to 671 and encodes 186 amino acids. The transcript is spliced from 5 exons. Lineage: Eukaryota; Metazoa; Chordata; Mammalia; Pholidota; Manidae. The record is from RefSeq and is a predicted model, not a curated record. Gene Ontology annotation, cellular component: nucleus.
GUGACUGGCGGCUGUGGCUCCCAAUAGGCGCGGGCCGGUGGGCGUCGGGCUAUGCCGGGCUGUGCGCGGCCGCGCGGCGCGGCUGGAGUAGAGGCGCGACUGGUGGCGACAUGUUCCAGGUUCCAGAACGGGAGGGCGGCCGUGGCGCUUCAAGGGCCAUGAAGCCCCCGGGAGGAGAAUCGAGCAGUCUUUUUGGAAGUCUGGAAGAAGCUGCUCCAUCAAGCAGGCCCAAUAGGAUGGCAUCUAAUAUUUUUGGACCAACUGAAGAACCUCAGAACAUACCUAAGAGGACCAACCCCCCAGGGGGCAAAGGAAGUGGCAUCUUUGAUGAAAUGUCGCCUGUGCAGACUCGACAACGUUUGAACCCACCUGGUGGGAAGACCAGUGACAUUUUUGGGUCCCCAGUGGCUGCCACCUCACCAUUGGCACACCCCAACAAACCCAAGGACCACAUGCUUUUGUGUGAAGCAGACCCAAAGUCAGGCCGCAAAGCCGUGAGCACCUCGCCCAGAGAAGAGCCAGGUGAGAAAGGCAGCCUCAGGAAAGCCGACCACGCCCAGGAGCCCGUGCCCUCGCCUGACAGCCAUGAGCCCCGCUUGGGCCCGCGGCCCCGAUCUCACAACAAAGUCCUCAACCCACCCGGAGGCAAAUCCAGCAUCUCCUUCUACUAAGAGAAGCUGCCGCUUCCCCUGUAGCCACACAAGGAACUGAAGAGAGGAUUUCGCGUAUUGUAGUGUCUUUUAGCCCAAAGGAGUGGGGGUGGGGAGGGGGGUGUCACUUGUCUGAAGCCGCCGCUCAGGCUCCGUUGCGCCGUGCGAGCUGAGGAGGACCUUGCCUUCCAGGCUGCCGGGAGACUGGUCUUGGUGGGAUGAACCGUGACCCCUGGUGUGCGCUUGUGCGCGGUUCCUGAGGGGCAGGGCCCUCCACAUCCUUGUGUGCGUGAGCUGCCAGCUGAUUGGGUAUCUAACACUCACUAACUGCCAAGUUUAAAGCCUUAAAGCCAAAAACAACCUGUCCGUGGCUCUGGGACGGAGGAGCAGGGCUUUAAGCCAAAACGCUACUGCCGGGGGUCUGCGGACAGUCCCCAGCCGUUCACCUCGGGGGUACAGUGUCUGCCUUAAGGAUUCGGUUGCUGACCCCACCACCUCCUUUUACCUCCACCCCGGAGAAUUGCCCCGCACCCCUUUCUUGAAACCUCUAGAUUGCUUUUCUUGGCAGUGGUCAAAACCAGAAAGUUGUUCUAGGUCUUAAGCUUUAUGAUAAUACAGCUUUUGUAUCCUGAUCUCGGAGGUGCCCCAUGUCUGCCAUCAAACCUUGGCCGGAUCUUCCGUAGUCUCUGCCUUCCAUUCCCAGGGGGGCUGGUCUCUGCCCAGGUGGGUUUGCUUGUGAAUUGUUCCCCUUGUUUCUCAGCCUUAAGCCUCAGCCUCUGCUUUCAACAAUGAUGUGGGCAGUUCCCUUCACAAGCUACAGUUCUUCCUAUUGCAAGGCCCACCGACUCCUGCAAGACUUGAAAACUCCCAUCAGAUAUGUGCAGGCGGGGGGCUGUGUAGACCUCUCUGUGUCUGUCUGUUCCUGCUGCAGCGGGAGGAGGAGAUGCCCUGGGACCUUAGGUUCCCUGGUCUGAACUCUUUCUGUCUGCAGAGUUCUUCUAGAAUACCAGGCUUAUGUGAGUGACUGUUGACUUUGGUCUGUUUCUGACACCUUUCUAGAAAAAAGCCAGUUGCUCAGUUACACCAAAGAGGAAGAUUUGCUUAGGCCACGCAUGAUAAAGCUUUGCAAAACCUCUGGGCCAUAGUCACAGUUCCCAGGAGGUUAAGGAGUUUGCCAGCCAAGUCUCAACUGGCCAACUCCAUAUCUGCCUGCACAGAUGACAGGCCGGCAAGAGUUGUGGUGCUUUCAUCUGUCAGGCAGCAGGUUGUGCCACUCAGCCUCUCGUGGGCUACAGGCUCAGUUCCUGUACUUCACUCCUGUUGAAACAGCAGUUCAUGAGGGAGGGUCUAGGUGGUGGCGAAUGUUAGCAGAAGUGCCUACAAAGUUAACGCCAGGUGCUAAUGUCAGCAUUAAAAUGCAGAAAGGCAAACUCACAGCAUCCUGGACACCAUAGUGCCUAUAGGAGCUGCCUGCCAAGCUCCACAUGCCCAGCACACUGAGGGCAUCUGCACGUCACUCUGUCAACCAAAGAUGGUUUUCCCCUUUGGUGGCCCGGCUGACCAUGGAGAAACAACUCCGUGUGACUCUAGCAAGUACUUCUAUACCCGUCAUUCAGAAACGUUCAAAUGGUCGUUUGUAAAUUUAUUUGGAAUUCAGUGCAUUUUCUCCCAGUUCAAAUAUGUCAUAGAUGGUGGGUAGCCAUCUACCCACACAUAACCGAACACACUACCUUCUUUAACUUAACAAAGUGUUCUAAUGGUGCAAGUGAACUACUAUCAUUUAACUUUGGUUUUGCUUUUUAACGUAUAAGAUGAUGUGUGAAUUCCAGGUUAGAUUGCCGAGAACCUGGCAUUGCUGUGCUGGCCCUCACAGACCACCCACAGGAGCCAGAGCCACAGCAGGGCCAGGUGCCCACUUUACCUUGUCCACAUCUUCCCCUCCUGUGGCUGUGGGAGUGAGUUUCAAGUACCUGAGCAGUCUGGUCGCUGGGAGGAGCAGAAGAGGGGCUUCUGCUCAUGUGAGCCUGUGGGGGUGGCCAUUCAGAUUUUGAAAAUGCUGUGUCGGGGACUGCCUGUGUUUGGAAGAUUCAUUAACUCUUAGCACCCUGUUCUCAACCUCUACGCUGAAUUGAGAAAUUACUCAUCUGUAUCUUUAUUGAGCUUUAAAACUUACGUGCAUUUGGUGCCAACAUUUUUCCAGAGCUCUAAAACCUGUACUCACAUCACAGUGCAAUUUGAUAGGAACAUUGUGUUAUUUUUACGAGGCAGCAUUGGAUUAUAGUUGAAUUAAACGUAGUGAUGAGCACUCGA